Messenger RNA from Microdochium trichocladiopsis, 821 nucleotides. RefSeq lists its product as uncharacterized. NCBI's taxonomy places the organism in Eukaryota, Fungi, Ascomycota, Sordariomycetes, Xylariales, Microdochiaceae. Bases 76 to 561 code for a protein of 161 amino acids. The record is from RefSeq and is a predicted model, not a curated record. The transcript has 2 exons.
GUACGACUACUUUGUCGGUGGUGAAGCUGAAGCGAAAGGGUAAGGUCGCGGGUGUCUGGGGCGAGGUACAGCUCGAUGACAGCUGGCCCUCAUUACAAACGUGGGGUGCAAGCAUUGAGAAAACCCGGCGAAGACGCGGUCGUGUGCAUCGACGGGUACCUGAGUACGGACUUCGGUGGCGAGGGCGAGAACCACCAUAGGAGGUACGCAGUGAGCGCGCGAAAAAUAGUGCCGGUCCUUGCGGCCUUCUGUGUGGGCUUUUACUCGUGGCAUAUGAGCUCCCUCUUCGUCGAUGCUCACCCCAAUCUGGGCACUAUUCUCCACCACACUCUGGUACUCAUGUGUUCGGUAUCCAUCGAGAUUCUUCAGAACCCUUUUAUCGCCCAUCACUUGCCAAGCUUCCUUCUAUUCGAACUUACCAAUAUCCCGCACAACUUAUAUCGCAUAACGCAGAGUGUCGCUGGACCCGACUAUUGGCUGCGAGCUCUGAGAUCCCAAGCAGUUAUGAGGCAGCGGACAGCUCUGAGUGUCUCGAUACGACAGGCUCUUCGCAAGAGGUGACUUCGAUCUCUACUACACAGAGCCUGACGAGCUCUGAUGUGGUCUCCUCGACCGUGUUGUCUACCAGCACUGAGGAUUCGAGUUUGAGAGUUGACAUCUGGAUUUAGGCUAGCGUAAUAUGCCCUCUCCUUAUCUAUAUGUGCAAUGUGAAUUAAUCAAUAGGUCGCCCUCAAUAUUGUAUUUGACCAAGAUGUAUGGAAAACACUGAUUCUAUGUGAUGCAUGUGGGAUAUGCGGUUGGGCGCUAGCAGGAGCAUGGGA